UGGCAUUCACUGUGUAGGGUUACACUGGGCAGUGUAACGGACUUCUAACUCAGCUACACUGGCUGUGAAAACACACAGCGCAGUGAUCUGCUUCGCCUUCCGUUCAACAGGCGACUGAGCUGGUUCGGCGAAACCAGUCCGUUUAAAUAGUCGAUGAUGGCGUCAUUCAUAGAAGUGUAGCGCGCUAGGUACACAAAUCUGUCGUGCUGGACUAGGGAAGCGCUAACUUCUGUGCGAAAAUGCGCGAUGUUUUGACUAGAUUGUUCAUUAUUUAAAUUUUUUUAGUGCCAUGAUAUCAAAAAUCUUUGGGUUUAUCUAUUGGAAUCUAUUCUUAGAAGUAUUUCGGGGCGAUAUGUGCAAAAAAUUUGAAAAUUUAUCGUGAGAUGGUUGAAUUAUAUGCGUUUAAAAUUGGACCACUUUUCGUUACAUGCGAUUUUUGUAGAGUUUGCAACGUGCACCCCUAUAUCGAAAACAAAGACGUAGUCCUACGUCAAAAACUCUUCAUUGGAAGUAUCACCACAGUUAAAGCAAUGACGCUUCGCUUCGAUCUUGCUGCCCUGUUUGAUCGAUUCCGGUUAUUGACGUUCUUUCUUUCCAUGUACGCCGUAAUCCAUCUUCGGCUUGCGCUUUGAUUUCCGCUGCACCUUUUCGAAAUUGAGCAACUUAUCUUUCAGUCCACGGAUUGUGUUCGCUUCAUACAGAAGGGAUCGACGAAACUCGUCGUUCGUUAUUCCAUCUACGAUAUACUCACACACACUUGGUUCAUCUAGAGUCUGCAUACAAUAUAGAGUCCAGUACAGAGGAAUGCGCAACACUGCGUAGAAUACAGACUAUUUAUUUUUUUCUGGCAACCGAAAUAUUUGCUGUAACUUUGAGUGACUUUGAUCAAAUUACAAAAUAAAUUCAUACUGAAUGAAAAAUUAAGCAAUUUUAUCGUGGCAAACGGAGCAUCCCAGCGAAAACCAUUUCAAACAUUAUUUCAUAUGAUUUAUUCAAUGCUAUUUAAUCAAUGAAUAACGUUUUAAAUUUAUUCAAAGAAUUCGAGCCAACGCAGGACUCAGGUUAUUUUAAGCGGAUUUUUCUUCGAUGAACUUAACACUCGAAUAGAACAGUAACAAACCCAUGUCACUGUACUUCUUGCGGCCUGCCAGCGUGCGGUGAAUGUCGCUUGCCCGUACGAAAGGGGAAAAUUCGCGUAUUAGUGCGGUUUUCAACUUUGAGAAUGUUGCCAAAGUGACAGCUGCUAUCUAAACCAAGACUAUUGAAAACUAGGUGGGAUCUUUCGAGAGCAGCAAAACAACAAAAUUAGCUAAAACUAGUUGGGAUUAUAUUGGGAACAAAAAAUGUUCACUAAUUUAUUUUAGUCCAAAGUUUAGAGUGAUUUAAUAAUAGAUAGAGUGGAUUAAUUUAAACAUCGUUUCUGCUGAAAUUAUUUGAGCUUGUCAAAUUCCAGCAAAAAUCUGCAUUACCGUCGACGGGGGUAUGAAUCGAUCGGUGGACUUUGUUAAGGAAAAUAUUGGCACAGAAAAACAAUUAAAGUCGCCCGAUCUGGGGACGGGUGAUUUCGAUUCCUGCACCUAUGAAUCCAUGUCGUUCGUAAUGCGGUUGAAUUGCAAGAUAGUCGAAACACCCGAUCCGUAUGCUACAGAUUUUACAAAAUCUCAAAGCACCGGUUACGAUAGCGAAAUAAGUCGAAUUCUAGUGUGUGAAAGUUCUGGCCGGUUGGAGCAAAUCAUGGCCAACAUUAAAACAUUGUUCCUGGCCCGUGACAUUCUACCGAAUGCAUUUGUAUUCUUGCGAUCCAGUAACUCUCUCAGUUGACUGCUACCGGUGGGAAUCCGCUUAACUCAAAUUCCCCCUCAGCUGGUACACGAACGUUUCGCUUGUUCCGAUUGGACGUGCCGUAUGUAGCACUAGUGGACUGCUCUGGAACCUCGAAAACCGGGUGAUGGAGUUUGGCAGUUUGGUAAGCACUUCGAAUACUUACCCUAGCCAAGAAGUUCAAAUUCAAUCAGAGAACGCCGUACUUUGGUCAAUGGGAACGACCCCAAAGGAUAUGUGAUAAGAAGAAAAUUGCCUGCAACUGAAAAUACGUAUUCAU
Messenger RNA from Topomyia yanbarensis, 2101 nucleotides. RefSeq names its product thiamin pyrophosphokinase 1-like. The record is from RefSeq and is a predicted model, not a curated record. The coding region runs from base 1483 to 1821 and encodes 112 amino acids. Gene Ontology annotation, molecular function: ATP binding; thiamine diphosphokinase activity. Gene Ontology annotation, biological process: thiamine diphosphate biosynthetic process. The transcript is spliced from 2 exons. NCBI's taxonomy places the organism in Eukaryota, Metazoa, Arthropoda, Insecta, Diptera, Culicidae.